ACAUGCGUCCACGCUGAAUGACGAUUCCUGACACUAACUUGUUGCCGUUGACCAGCGGUCGGUUGGCGUGGUAGGUGCCUCUGAGAUGUGCUCGAUUGGACACACUUCAGAUAGAUCUGGUCUUCCGUGCGUUCAGCAUCUCUUUGGUUCGAUUCCUUCGAACAGUCUGUGGUCGGUCGGUACUACUGCCAGUAGUGACCAGCGUGCUUCCCUUCGCCACUUGGUUCCCAUCGUCGCCGGACCGCAGUCAGUGGUCACCGUUGCGUUCCGUUCCGUUGGUGUUUGAAGAGCAAAAAAGUCUAUACAUAGGAGCCAAUUGGGUUUGGCGCGCCUCAGUUGGGUUUGAACUGUGAUUUGAUCAACAUGGGUGAUUCGGACUGGGGCCUGGAACGACUAACUAAUGGGCUGAAUUGUACACCACCUGCGAUAGAGGACUUCCCGCCGGAUCUGUUCACGGUGCAGCAGAGACAGAACGGGGCCAUAGUGUUACACGCACUUGCUAGUUUAUAUUUAUUUGUAGCUUUGGCUGUAGUAUGUGAUAAGUAUUUUGUACCUGCCGUCGAAAAAAUAUGCCACGCGUUAAAUAUGUCAAACGACGUGGCAGGAGCGACAUUCAUGGCGGCGGCGACGUCGGCGCCAGAGCUGUUCGUCAACGUGAUUGGAACGUUCAUCACAGAGGGCGACAUUGGCGUUGGCACCAUAGUGGGGUCGGCGGUGUUCAAUAUCCUGGCGGUAGCCGCCUGCUGUGGAAUUGGUGCUGGAAUGGUAGUCCCACUAGAUUGGUGGCCUCUGACGAGAGAUUGCCUUGCCUAUGGUAUUACGGUGGCAAUACUGAUCUGCAUCAUCCACGACGAAAGGGUCGAGUGGUACGAGGCGCUAAUACUGGUGCUGCUGUAUAUCGUGUACAUUGCUGUGAUGUAUUAUGACAAGGCUUUCCAAAAGUGUGCCAGAGAUGGUUUAAAGAACGCACGUACACGCAAAUCACAAGAUGCAUCUAGCAGCAUCAAAUCGGUAUCCAGUAGAGAUCAAGAUGCAAUUGAUGCGCACCUUCCGUUACGGAUAAGCCACUUCCAGCAGAAUGGAAAUUUGAAGAACGUUGCGCACAUUGACGCGAGCAACACCGAAUUGACGUCAUCGGAUCUGGAAAUGCAAAUAAAGGCGAUCAGCGCCAGCGGAGGUGGUGCCACAGUUCCAGCACCGGUAGUGGCGUUGGCGGCUGCUUCCGUUCUCAUCAACGAUCAGCAUCAACAGCAGCAAACCAAGCGCCGUCAUAGUGCCGGAAGUAUGAACGGUACGGCCAGCCUGGAUGACGAUGAUCAACCGCCUCCACCGCCAAGCCCUUCGUCACCACCGGUUUCUUCUGCAAGUGCGGAAUCGGUGAAGCAUUCACUAAAUGGGGAUCAUCCGGAUAAGGACUCCGGAGCUUUGGGGAAUGGUGCUACCGGUGCUGAAUCCACCGAGGCCGGCGACGAUAAGAAUGAACAGUUUCAGCUGUUCAAGUAUCCCUCAGGACAGAGUAAGCUGCGGCAGUUUUCGUGGAUCAUUACGUGGCCCAUCUAUUUGCUGUUCGUUUUCACGAUCCCGAACUGUGAGAAGCCACGCUACAAGAAUUGGUUCCCGCUUACUUUCAUUAUGUGCAUUGUAUGGAUUGGAUCUUUGUCGUAUGUUGUUGCGUGGAUGAUUACGAUAAUCGGUGACACGCUCAAAAUACCCGAUUCGGUCAUGGGAAUCACUUUCUUGGCCGCUGGCACUAGCGUACCAGAAGCCGUAUCAAGCGUAAUCGUUGCAAAACAAGGCUACGGAUCUAUGGGGAUCAGCAACUCGAUUGGAUCUAACACCUUUGAUAUACUGCUUUGUCUGGGCUUACCGUGGUUUAUAAAGGCAGCCUUCUCACCCAUCGAAAAAGGUCACCAUUGGGUGGGGAUCAACUCUGCUGGAUUGGAAUACUCGGCCAUUUCUCUGUUGUCAACGCUAUUGAUGCUGUACAUUGCUUUCUGGUUGAAUAAAUUCCGAUUAGAUCGAAGAGUUGGGUAUGCGUGCCUCAUUAUGUACGCGGUAUUUCUGAUUCUGGCGAGCUUAAUUGAGCUGAACGUAUUCUUCCCGGUGAAUCUCCCGACUUGUGUGCGGUGAGUGAUUCACGUGGAGCUUUGAGUUGUGUCGAUAAAAUGUACGAUUUUUUUUAUCUGCAAAUGUGGCGCAGGGUGGUGCCCAAUUCGAUUUGAUUUUCACGUCUGCAUUUUGCCAAUGUCACAUGAUAAUCGCGUGACAAACUCGGUCGGGUGAAAAGCAUUCGUGUUUGUUGUUAUUAUUGUUGAUAUUGAUACAUUUGGUACAACUCGGAAUCGGACGACGCCCCGCUGAUUACAGUUAAGAGUGAGUGUGAGCUGACAAACAGAAGACCAGAAAAUAUUGGGCGGAGCAAAGCAUCCGUGGAGAAUAUACAAAAAUUUAGAGAAAACAAUACAAAUAAACCAUUCCAUUAGCUGUAUUUGACUUAAUGCCAAGUGAAAACUCAGCACCGAUUUAAAUCAAGUAAUAAAUAUAACAUACAGAAAAUAAAAUCAUCACCGUACUGCAAAGUAACCAUGAUUGUUACAUAUAUACUUGUAACAAUAAGCACAUUACCAUCUUGUUAAGGAUGGGUUUAGAAUCUCAGAUAUUCUUUUCUAGAAUAAGAACGACAAGCGAGAUUUUUUAGCUUCCCAACGUUAAAGAUGAUAAUUCGUUUUCGAAUGAAGAUUGCAGAUAGAAUCAACAAUGAGUGACUCCCUAUUGUAAAUAUUUGCGUGUCUUUUAACAAAUCUAAAUCUAAAUGAUAAUUAUUAGAGUAAAUAAACAAGUGAGUAUUUUU
Messenger RNA from Armigeres subalbatus, 2851 nucleotides. It is a transcript of the gene zyd, whose product is annotated as sodium/potassium/calcium exchanger 5. The record is from RefSeq and is a predicted model, not a curated record. Bases 364 to 2130 code for a protein of 588 amino acids. NCBI's taxonomy places the organism in Eukaryota, Metazoa, Arthropoda, Insecta, Diptera, Culicidae. Gene Ontology annotation, cellular component: plasma membrane. The transcript is spliced from 8 exons. Gene Ontology annotation, molecular function: calcium channel activity; calcium, potassium:sodium antiporter activity. Gene Ontology annotation, biological process: intracellular calcium ion homeostasis; calcium ion transmembrane transport.